Didymodactylos carnosus is the source of this 3499-nucleotide messenger RNA. NCBI's taxonomy places the organism in Eukaryota, Metazoa, Rotifera, Eurotatoria, Philodinida, Philodinidae. The record is from the annotation of a GenBank genome assembly.
UUCUUCGAAAAGAUAAGGAGGAAGGUCCCGAUCUGAUCAUAUUGACACCUACAUGUACCUCUAGUAUCUUGCAAGAGGAUUUAAAAAAACUUUGUGGAUAGAGCAUCCAUAAUCUCCGAUUGCAACGUCAUUUUUGCGGAUGUGGAUCAUUAUCAAGUGAAUGAAAUUCAGGCAGCAGAUAGAACUUUGGAACAAGUGGUUCGAUAUUAUUUGGAGAAAUCCCAUAGACAAGAAGCAUUGGAUCAAUUUGUAACAGAUACACCUUCUGUAAAUAUAAUUGGGAUUCUGACUCUGGGCUUUCAUAAUCGACACGAUUGUCGCGAGUUGAGACGUUUAUUGAAAGAUCUGGACAUCAGAAUUAAUCAAAUAAUUCCUGAAGGAGGAUCUGUAGAGGAUCUGAAAAAUUUACCAAAAGCUUGGUUCAAUUUAAUUCCUUAUCGUGAAGUGGGCUUAAUGACAGCGAUGUAUUUGAAUAAAGAAUUUGGAAUGCCUUAUGUAUCUACAACUCCUAUGGGGGCUGUAGAUAUGGCCGAGUGCAUCCGACAGAUAAAGAAAUAUGUUGAUACCUUGGCAGCUCCUAUUUUAUCAAGCAAAAGGGUUGAUUACGAAUCCUAUAUCGAUGGACAAACUCGAUUCGUUUCCCAAGCUGCUUGGUUCUCAAGAUCUAUCGAUUGUCAAAAUUUUACGGGGAAGGAAACAGUGGUUUUUGGUGAUGCAACUCAUGCUGCUUCAAUCACUAAGAUACUUGCUAGAGAGAUGGGAAUUCGUGUGAGUUGUACAGGUACUUAUUGUAAACAUGAUGCAGAAUGGUUCAAAGAGCAAAUUCAAGAUUUUUGUGAUGAGAUAAUCAUCACAGAUGAUCAUGCUGAAGUAGGAGAUAUUAUCGCUCGCGUGGAACCCUCUGCAAUAUUUGGUACUCAAAUGGAACGUCAUAUUGGUAAACGUCUUGAGAUUCCCUGUGGAGUUAUUUCCGCACCAGCUCAUAUCCAAAAUUUUUCCUUGGGAUAUCGACCCUUCCUGGGUUACGAAGGUACUAAUCAAAUAGCUGAUCCAGUUUAUAACUCAUUCGCUCUGGGUAUGGAGGAUCAUCUUCUAGAGAUUUUUUGUGGUCAUGAUACGAAGGAAAUCAUGACUAAAUCAUUAUCCACGGAUAUGAGUCUAAUUUGGAAUCCUGAAAGUCAACUAGAAUUGAAUAAAAUCCCCCGUUUUGUCAGGGACGAAGAAGAUCUUUACGCAAUUUCUCAUGAUCAUUAUUUGGAUGGAUCAAGUUCCUCCGAACCGAUGGAACAUUUCAGUUUCAAUGAUCAAUUAAGUUUCCUAACUGUAAAACGUUUGAUUGGUCGAAUACGUGAACAGAAUCAUUCAAUUGGUUUAUUCGUGAAUUGCGAUCCAAAUCCAUUAGUUGAUCGCAACAAGAAUAUUGAUGGUAUUCGUGAGCCCGUUUCCGGUUCUCUUCUUUAUGGAAACAAUAUUAUCUCCGGUGCCAUUAUUCCUACCUCUGCAGCUAUCGGUUUGCACUUCUAUCCCAUCUGGGAAGCAGCUUCCGUCGAUGAAUGGCUAUACAACGGGGGUCCCUACGAACUAAUCGUUCUACACUUCCUACUUGGUGUAGCUUGCUAUAUGGGUCGUGAGUGGGAGCUUAGCUUCCGUCUAGGUAUGCGUCCUUGGAUUGCUGUUGCAUACUCAGCUCCUGUUGCAGCUGCUACUGCCGUUUUCUUGAUCUACCCUAUCGGUCAAGGAAGCUUCUCUGACGGUAUGCCUCUAGGAAUCUCUGGUACUUUCAAUUUCAUGAUUGUAUUCCAGGCUGAGCACAAUAUCCUUAUGCAUCCAUUCCACAUGUUGGGUGUAGCUGGCGUAUUCGGCGGCUCUCUAUUCAGUGCUAUGCAUGGUUCUUUGGUAACUUCCAGUUUGAUCAGGGAAACUACUGAGAAUCAGUCCGCAAAUGCAGGUUACAAAUUUGGUCAGGAGGAAGAAACCUACAAUAUUGUGGCUGCUCACGGUUAUUUCGGCCGAUUGAUCUUCCAAUAUGCUAGUUUCAACAACUCCCGUUCUUUACAUUUCUUCUUAGCUGCUUGGCCUGUAGCAGGUAUCUGGUUUACCGCUCUAGGUAUAAGCACUAUGGCUUUCAACCUAAAUGGAUUUAAUUUCAACCAAUCUGUAGUUGACAGUCAAGGUCGUGUAAUUAACACUUGGGCUGAUAUCAUUAAUCGUGCUAACCUAGGUAUGGAAGUUAUGCACGAACGUAAUGCUCACAACUUUCCUCUGGAUCUAGCUGCUGUUGAAUCUAUUUCAAUAGGCGGAUAAUACUCCGAUGGAUUUUUCUUUUGUAUUACUUAACUGAAGAGUACCAAGCCUUUCAAUAAAAUGAAAGGUUUGGUAUUCUUCAAAUGUUUGUUGUUAUUUCUCAUUCUUCUUCCCAUUCUAUAAAGAAUGGAUAUGUGCAGUUCCCCUGCAUCCAGCAGGAAUUGAACCCGCGAGUUCGCCAAUUAUGAGUUGGGUGCUUUAACCAUUCAGCCAUGGAUGCUGGAUAUAGAUCAUGAACAUAUUUCUUCUAUAAUAUGAGUAUAGACUCGGAUCUGAAAUUGGGUCGUUCGGGACCUCAUAACAUUCUCUCAUAUUGUCAAGUAUUAUCCAUAGACAUUUUACAGAGGUACACGGCUGAACAACUUGUUCGAUAAUUGGUUGGGAGCUAUAAAUUCUCUUCUUCUUGAAAGAAAAUUCUCUUCUUCUUGAAAGAAAAGAAAUGACCGUAGAUAGAGACAAUUUAUUUGUUCUUCCGGGGCGGACGUAGCCAAGUGGACCAAGGCAGUGGAUUGUGAAUCCACCACGCGCGGGUUCAAUUCCCGUCGUUCGCCCAUAAAAUAAGAGAAAAACCGGACUGGAUCCGAUUCUUUUUUAUUUUCAUAUUUCAGUGAAAAAUUUUAUAUUUAUUUUGGAUAUUUUCUAUCUAUGUGGUAUAAUGGUAUUGGUUGGUUUGUUGACACGAGCUUUCCAAUUAUAUUAAAUCAAUAUUAUGUGAUCUAUUCUAUUAAUUGGGAUGAAAGGGGGUAAAAAGAAAUGAAAAAAAGAAGAUCCUGGAUAGUGAAAUUGAAGGAGAUACAAAGCUAUCAAUUUCUAUGCAAUCCAUGGACCGAAUCCAAUUUGGUUAGAUUUUUAAUGAAAAUCCUUUCGCAUCGGGAGCGCCUUAUAAAGCUCUUUGCCCUUAGAAUUCUAAGUACGUUACUUUUACGCGAUCUACGUAACAGCAAUCUAUAUUUUUUGAUCAAAGGUGUAGUAGUACUUACAUUAUCGGUCCUUAUAUAUAACUUCAAUCAUAAAAGUAGUAUGAUUGAGAGAAAAAAUUUCUAUUUGAUGAAACUCUUUCCUAUACAUAUAAACAAAAUGGAACUUGGAAAUGAAACAUCGGAAGAAUUUUUAAAGCCUUUCACUAAAAAUUGGUUGAUAUUUCCGCAUCUUUUCCUGUCUUUCCAAUUGAAAAGAUCUUACAAUCGAUCCAUAG